AUGUUGUCUGUACUUGGAGAAGAAAGGAAAGGAAAGAAAUUGAAGAGAUGCCAUGCAGGGAACAUUGAGCAUUAUCAGAUUUCAAUCAAUAGUUAUCGCCUUCAGGGAAUUAAAAAAUCGGCUCAGAGAUUUGUUCCUAUACCAUUUGCCCCUGAUGGUUUAACUGAAGAAUUUUAUGAUCUGCAUGCUUAUAACCCUGCUGAAAGUAAGUUCAUUAUGAAACUUCAAGUUCAUCCAGAACGAAUGAGCCAAGAAGAUAGUCACGGAUUUGAUUUGCUUAUCAGGUACUAUUAUAAAUUUCUAUUUCUACUACAUUUUAAAAAAUGUAAUGAAGAUGUACUUGGAGAAGAAAGGAAAGGAAAGAAAUUGAAGAGAUGGCAUGCAGGGAACAUUGAGCAUUAUCAGAUUUCAAUCAAUAGUUAUCGCCUUCAGGGAAUUAAAAAAUCGGCUCAGAGAUUUGUUCCUAUACCAUUUGCCCCUGAUGGUUUAACUGAAGAAUUUUAUGAUCUGCAUGCUUAUAACCCUGCUGAAAGUAAGUUCAUUAUGAAACUUCAAGUUCAUCCAGAACGAAUGAGCCAAGAAGAUAGUCACAGAUUUGAUUUGCUUAUCAGGUACUAUUAUAAAUUUCUAUUUCUACUAAAUUUUAAAAAAUGUAAUGAAGAUGUACGUGUUCAGUUUGAAAUAAGCUAUAAGAUAGUCAUGUUAUGACUUAUUCAGUUUAUUACUUAAUUGAUGUAAACUGGUGAAACUUUUACUAGGAACAGACAGAAGACAUACAAGGAUACAUAUUAAUUAGGCGUCAUUUCCAUGAUCACAUUCAUAUUUAUCAGCUCCGUUGACUCCUCAAAGUCAAAGUGAAAUUCUUGAAGAAAGCUUACAAGGUCACAAGGAAU
This is a messenger RNA of Solanum tuberosum (potato), 893 nucleotides long. RefSeq lists its product as uncharacterized. The record is from RefSeq and is a predicted model, not a curated record. Gene Ontology annotation, molecular function: hydrolase activity, acting on carbon-nitrogen (but not peptide) bonds, in linear amides. Gene Ontology annotation, cellular component: cytosol. Bases 1 to 708 code for a protein of 235 amino acids. NCBI's taxonomy places the organism in Eukaryota, Viridiplantae, Streptophyta, Magnoliopsida, Solanales, Solanaceae. The transcript is spliced from 5 exons.